AUGUCGCCUCCAGUACCGGUGUACUCCAGAGCCGAGAUUGAGAGACGGUAUCAGGCACUCGACAAUCCAGAGAAAUACAACUGUCUGCUCAAAAGCAUAACACAGCAUGAGUGCACGUUCCGGUUCGUGGACGAUCAACAAGAAGUCAUUUGCUUGCCAUUCAAACGUCUUUUUCAGCGGUGUCUCCUACCACACACAAUAAAGACAAACGGAAAAGUCACCCAAGUCGAUCGAUGGACAAACAUUGAAAUCACCGAUAUCGAAACCAAUCGUGAUAUUGUUACUGAUCCGAAAUACGCUAAAGAUGUCGACGACUUCCAAGGGGCGGAAAAGGAGUUCAGAGACAUGAUGUGGAAAGAAGUGGAGGCAUCAGGAUAA
Molecule: messenger RNA, 378 nt
Organism: Diutina rugosa
Lineage: Eukaryota; Fungi; Ascomycota; Pichiomycetes; Serinales; Debaryomycetaceae
Exons: 1
Coding region: 1-378 (125 amino acids)
Cellular component (GO): mitochondrial inner membrane peptidase complex
Source: RefSeq, a predicted model, not a curated record